Penicillium concentricum is the source of this 1350-nucleotide messenger RNA. RefSeq lists its product as uncharacterized. The record is from RefSeq and is a predicted model, not a curated record. The transcript has a single exon. Lineage: Eukaryota; Fungi; Ascomycota; Eurotiomycetes; Eurotiales; Aspergillaceae. The coding region runs from base 1 to 1350 and encodes 449 amino acids.
AUGUAUCCAUGGAGUAAGAGUCUCAACUCUUGGGCCCGUGGAACGGGACUGCAAAUCGAUGCCCUCGGCCUUGUUACGCUCCUCGGAGCAGAGGAGAUGGACCGCAGUAUCGGGCGACUCGUGCCAAGCCUAUACCUCAAAUACUUGCCGUUAUUAGGUGCUUUUGUGGUGGCUGGAAACCGAUUUACGACGAAGAAACCCGGAUUCGUUCUCUACAAUAUAUCAGCGGGGAUCACGACUACCGAGCUUGCCGGCUGGUUUUCGCGGUGGCUCCAGACACAGGACUUCAACCAGGUCCGGAGUAUUGUCAAAUGGCAGGUCAUGGAGCAGCCGCGCAGAUGGAAAGAAUUAAUCGUCGGCUUCCUGCUUGUUGGGUUGCCGGUGCACGGGAUGCUCAUCGCCCUGACUGUGUUGGGGGCGGACUGGUGGGGAUUUGCCAAUGUGAUAGCCAUGGCUAUUUCAGUGGCGGUACGAUUUAUAAUGGUAGCACAAAAUCAGGCCGGCAUCAAUGCGAACAUCCGGAAAGCACAAGAAGCAGCCGAGGCUUACCCGGCUAAGAGAGCGAAGUACGACGAGGCAAUGAACAGACUGGAGAGCCUUCAUCAGGGUGGACAGACCAUCGAGGGAAUCAAAAUACCCAUCGAGCCUCAAGACCCAAACAAAAUUGCCAAGGUGAUUGUGUUGACAGAGGACUCGAAGGUCAUCACUCUUUCAGUCCCCGCAUAUCUGCCGAAAUUCGCAUUUGCAGUCAAUCCCCAACCACCGAACCCAUACGUUUAUCGGGCGUGCCAAUGGAUAGGCUGGGCCUCUUUUGCGGUGCAUGUCAUAAGUAUCGGAAUGUCAGCCUUGUACACGCAAAUUAUCUCAGUGGUAGUGAUUCUCAUUUCUACAGUUCUCACGGCCCACAGAGUUGGCUGUGAAGAUUCUCGAAUAUGGGAAUCCAUUCGAAUUCACUGGCCCCGUGGUGAAAAUGAAGCGCAGGGUUAUAGCUGCUGGGUUAGCUCGAAACUCAAGGCCACCAUAUCUACCUACCCCGAAGAGUAUAUGGAUUGGCCUGAGUUGGAGGAACAGAAACCCACAACCGUGUUUGUAGGCAAUGAAAAGCAGAUUGCUCAACAAUGGAUCAGACCGGCAGGCCUAUCUGACUUGGAAUCUACUCCCAUCAAAAGAAAGAAGCCCGAAACUCGGCAGGAUUUACUUGCUUGGCUAGAUUUAACAACAGAGGAAGACACAGUGCUGGUGGCUUGGGGCCUCAUACCACACAACCUGGAAUGGAAGAAUGCAUAUUUAGAGAAAAAGGAAAUCCACCGGAGGAGGCUCAGGAUAAUAGAAUUGGAAUCUGCCCACUGA